Messenger RNA from Gadus morhua (Atlantic cod), 1881 nucleotides. RefSeq lists its product as uncharacterized. The record is from RefSeq and is a predicted model, not a curated record. Gene Ontology annotation, molecular function: protein binding. The transcript is spliced from 5 exons. NCBI's taxonomy places the organism in Eukaryota, Metazoa, Chordata, Actinopteri, Gadiformes, Gadidae. Bases 148 to 771 code for a protein of 207 amino acids.
GAGUCUCACCCCCACUAACAGAGAGAGAGGGAGAGAGUCUCACCCCCACUAACAGAGAGAGAGAGAGGGAGAGAGUAUCACCCCCACUAACAGAGUGAACAGCAGCAGUACGGGAGGUGAAUAGUGAUUGUGUGGGUCUGUGCGAACAUGUCGGCUCCUGCAACCAUGCACCGGGUGUACCGCCACAACAACGACCACAUCGAGGUCUUCACCUCCGUCUGCGGACCCCAAGUGAGGUACCAGUUCAGAGGACUGGCAGAAAAGAUGGUGGCGACGCACAACUACAAGCCCAACUGGCCCGACGAGGUGGCGCUGGCCCGGGGUGACGUCAUCCUGGUGAUGUCCAAGCACGAGGAGGAACGCUGGUUCGGGCGGCUGCAGGACGGCCGGCGGGGCUACUUCCCCGCCUCCUGCGUCAUGGAGAUCGGCCAGGACUGCUUGGCGGAGAAGGAGGCGAGCAAAGCGCUGUCUCUGCGGAGCUCCAUCUGGGCUCACGUUCUGUCUCUCCGCAGCCGCUGUGGAAGCACACACGGGCUGCAGAAGGCCAGCGGAGGGGAGGGGGCUGAGAGGGGAGGAGGAGGAGGAGGAGGAGGGGCCGGGGCCCCCAGGGACCGGGUGGGCCCCUUCCUGGUGCUGGGCCCCCAGGUCCCCCCUGCCCCCCGGCCCACAGAGACCCCCAGAUCCCCGGGCCUGCUCCACAGGAUGCUGUCCAAGCGCUGGAAGAAGACUGAGUACCAGGGGGCCACCAACAGGGCCUUUGAGGCGGACUGAGGGGCCCUCGCCUUCCCUCUCCCUCUCUCUCGCUCUCUGUCUGUCUCCUGGGCUCCCCCCUCUCUCCCUGUCAUCCUCUCUCCCCCCUCUCUCUUUCACUCUCUCUCUCUUUCUCCCUCGCUGUUGCUCUUUUCUUUGCUCUGUCGUUCAUCUAUAUCCCCCCCCUCUCUCUCGCUUUCAUUUAUCUUCCUAUGUGUCUCUCUUUCAUCUCUCUCUCUCUCCCUCUGCUUUUUCUCUCUCUCUCUCUCUCUGUUUCUCUCUCUCUCUCUCUCUCUCUCUCUCUCUCUCUCUCUCUCUCUCUACUCUCUCUCUCGUAGUAGGUGGGUGGGCCAGGUUGUCCAGUCACACUUUAUGUUUUUAUUUCCGUAAUGUGAAGACUCUCUCUCUUAGUGUGAAGACUUAAGUCCCUCUCGUAGGGUGAAGACUUAAGUCCCUCUCGUAGGGUGAAGACUUCAGUCCCUCUCGUAGGGUGAAGACUUCAGUCCCUCUCGUAGGGUGAAGACUUAAGUCCCUCUCGUAGGGUGAAGACUUAAGUCCCCCUCGUAGGGUGAAGACUUAAGUCCCUCUCGUAGGGUGAAGGCUUAAGUCUAUCUCGUAGUGUGUCCUGUUUCGGUUUCCAUGGAGCUUCUGCCAGAUGCCUGUCCUUAGCUGUGUUAGUAUUAUUUAAAAUGCAAAACAAUUGCUGACUUAGAAUGAGUAGAUUAAGUUUCCAUUUGUUUUGGGAAUGCUAAGAAUAUAUAUGCUGUGUAUAAUAGUCCCUAUGCAAUGCUUGACCUAGAGCACAACAAUGAUAUAAUUAUAUAACAUUCAUAUAAUCGAACACAUCCAGUAGAUCGUUUAUCUGAAAACACUUAGCUCCUCCCCCUGCUACUGCUAAUGCUAAGCUAGUUAAGAGUUAACAUUACCACGGUCGGGCCUGUGAGCAAAGUUACGCAGAAUGUAAUUAUUGUGGAUAAGAGAAACAGAAACCGCUAGUGUAAAUAAGAUAAGGUAAUAAGAUAAGAUAACUCAACGAAUGACCUCAGAAGUUGACAUGUGCCAUGUUAGCCAAAAAGAUGCCAAACCUUUAUUGUACAAUGUUUUUAUGUCAAUAACAAAAGUACCACUGUG